Homalodisca vitripennis (glassy-winged sharpshooter) is the source of this 4123-nucleotide messenger RNA. RefSeq lists its product as uncharacterized. The coding region runs from base 1 to 3306 and encodes 1101 amino acids. NCBI's taxonomy places the organism in Eukaryota, Metazoa, Arthropoda, Insecta, Hemiptera, Cicadellidae. The transcript has 7 exons. The record is from RefSeq and is a predicted model, not a curated record.
AUGUCGGAUGACGAAGUGGAUUUAGCGCCGUUACUACACAAUAUCGAACUGCCGGGCAACACAAAAAUGUCGGGAAUAAUCGGCGGAAUCGGUGAAUACGAUCAAAAUAGUGAGACAUGGUCGUCUUAUAUCGAGCGCUUCGAACUACUCAUCGAGUGCAACAAUAUUAAGGAGGAGAAAAAGGUUAGCACGUUAUUAAUUGUUGCCGGUGUAAAAACGUACAGCCUAUUACGGGAUUUAUGCACGCCCAAUAAGCCGUCUACAAAAAGUUUUGACGCAUUAGUAUCUUUGAUUCAAGAUCACUUGUAUCCAAAACCAUCGUUCAUAGCCGAGAGGUACAAGUUCAGCAAGAGGAUUCAGCACGAAGGCGAAUCAGCAGCAGACUACAUCGCCCAGUUAAGAAAGAUGUCCACCCAUUGUGAAUUUGGGGCAGUUUUAAACGAUUACCUGCGAGAUCGUUUAGUCUCCGGGAUUAGAAAUGAAGCAACAAAACAAAAACUGUUAGGAGAAUCCAGCUUGACAUUUGACCAAGCAGUUAAAAUCAUCACGUCAGCAGAAGCCGCUGAGAAGAAUGCAGCAGCCUUGGCGAUCAACGGAAGCCGCAACGCCGAGCGACUACAAAAGAUGACAGCUCAUCACCGCAGUGUAACAGCUGAGAGCAGAGCAUCGGCGGGUGCCGGCGGCGCUACCACACCUGGAAGUCACCACCACAACCCCAAAAGCAGCUCUUCGCACGACUACAAAGUGCAGUGUUCGUGUUAUGGUAAUGUGGGCCAUUUGCGCCAUCAGUGUCGAUUGUUUGGUGUUACGUGUAACGCGUGUGGAAAAAAGAAUCACAUUGCUAAGGCUGUUAAAAAAAUUUUAAUCAGAAUAAAUAAUUUUUCAGAUCUGAGUAACAGCCCUAAUAUUGUAGGGUCAGCUGGUUCAAUGGAAACUACAAUAGAUAAUACCAAAGAAACAGGAGGGAAGCAGAAUCUAAUAAUACCAGAGAAGAGCAGUUCAUUCUCCAUCCAUCCUGAACGUUUGUGCACCGACGUCUGCUCGUACUGUUUUGGAAAGUUUGGCUCUCUAGACACCCCUUGUCAUCUGGCUCAACUUAAGAACUCCGAGAGACAGUCCAAGAUCCUAGCAAUCGAGGUGCACCUCUCUGCCGACUCCUGCCUUUGUGACGGAUGUUUCCGCUAUGUGGAUCGCAAAGCUAAUUGUCCUACCUCUCAGCGGUCACGCAAGCCGGCAGCUCGGCGCGGGCCUCUCGCUGGUACCGUGUGCGCUGUUCAGGAGUGCUCGCAGCCAGCUAGGCAUUCAGUACGGCGCAAGUGGCUCAUCAAACUGAAGAAAAGUAUCGGCAAAAAGCUUGUGAUCGACAUGGACAAGAAUCCUCAUCUGCCUAUCCCAUUGUGCUCACAGCAUUACUAUUGGGUGGACUAUUUUACUGUUUGUGGGAUCUGCAAGAAAAGGUUGACACGUAACCACAUGUAUGCACUGGGACCUGAGGCUGACGAUCUCAAUCAAGCACUGAGUGACGAUGGCAUACCUGUUAGGCUGUCAGACAAGCUGUUCCUGUGUAAACUCUGCCGGUACUACAGUUCACUGCGGCUCAAGUACCGGGACCCUACAACUAUGUCGUCCACUCAUCGGCUCUUCCUCAACAGUUAUCGUAAAAAGAUCUUGCAUUACCAUGACAUACCAGUUAGUGACAGUGAAGAAGAAGGGAAGUCUGUUGAAGAUGAAGCUACUACUUCAGAAGUUCCAAAGGCUAAGAAGAAAAAAUCUAAAUCAAAGAGUUUUGAUGGUCAUGAAUCUAAAAAGAGAAGUGCAGAUAAAGAAGAAAAAUCAGACGCUGGAAAUGAAGAAAGAUCAAAUGACUCACAAAUGAUAGACUACAGCUACUUAGAUUCCCUAAAUGUUCACAGAGAAGAGCCAACUACACCAACAGUGGACUAUAGUUCUUUGGGAGACUUUGAAGGAGGAUUUAGCAACAUAGCAUCACUUUUGAAUCCUCUGGAAGGAGGUCAAGGGACAGUUUAUCCCUCAGAUUCACAAAACCGUUCUAGAGUUGAAAAACCCACUAGAAUUCAAGUCAAAUUUGGAAACUUGAACAUCGGAAAACUAAGUAACCUUAACAUUGGCCAAGAUACACGGCCUGCAAGCACUGCUACCCCUGCCUUAGAGAGACCUCCCUAUCUUCCAGGUGAAAGAGAUCUGAAUCUGUCAGGAGAAUUUGAAUUUCAUGGAACCUUGAAUCCAAUAUCUAGUUGGGAACGCUGUACCUCAACCAUCCAGUUUGAUCGAGAUACGAAGAAGCUGUGGCAGGAACUUCAGAGGCCAUAUGGCAAUCAAUCAAGUUUUCUACGGCAUCUUGUGAUCCUUGAGAAGCACUGGCGAAAUGGUUCCUUGGUCCUGGCAGACAAUCCUAACCCAAGAGCUGUUAAAUAUAUUAACAGCGUAAGAAAUCGAGUGCAGGCUUAUGAUGGAGCCAAAUCUUCAGGUGUUAAAGAAGAUGGUAAAGAACCUGAAUUGAACAUGGCUUCACCACCACCAAGACCAAUGUCAACUCCAGUUAAGGUUACUAGUGAUCCACCUCCUCUGAUGAAGAUAACUCCAGGUUCCUCCUGGCUACCAAAUCAGUUGAAAAGGCCGCCUCCCUACAAGUUUCCUGUUACUUCAACACAAACAACAGGAUCAGCUAGUGGAAUGUUGCCUGCAACUGUUACCACCCCUGCACCACCACCUCCACCAUACAGGUUCCCUGCCAGACCGAGUCAGUCUGGGCCUCGCACCAUGAGGAUGCCUUGUCCUAGUCACAGCUACAUACAGUCCGGUAGGGGACAACAGAAUGUUAGGCCUGUUUCUAUAUCUUAUCAUCAAUUCAAAAAGAUUCGGUUGGAGCAGCCACCGCCAGCAGUUUCAACAAGUCAAGUAACAAUCAUCCCCAAAGUUGAACCUGUAUCGCAGUCACAACCCACGUCUACAAUCACUUCUUCAGAAACCGAGUUUGUGCCUCUGAUCUGUGAUGUUAGAUCACUAGCGACCUCGACUUCUACAUCUGACUGGAAUGAAAGUUUCAGAAAACAACAACAGAAGUUACUGAAGCAGAAUGUUGCAAAAUAUUAUGCACCGAUACUGCCAAAAAUGCCCAGUUCAUUGACCGUAACCACUUUUCCAAAGACAUCAGGGUUGGUUAUGAAAACUUCAUCAUUGACGAUUGAAAAGGCUCCAAAUGUCAAUACUAAACCCAAUAUUGCACCUCCAGAAAAGCCUUCUAUUAGUGUCUUUAGGGAAACUACUCCUAGUGAAAACGGUUAACCAGACAAAUGUCGGCUGGCCGAAAUUUGAUAAAUUCUUAAAUUAGUUGAGAGUCAUGUUUUUAAAUUGUGAUUCGAUAGAAUAUUUUUAUACCUUCAACCUAUUAUACUAACGGUUGAAUUGUUUGGACUUGUUAAAUAGUUACUUAAAAGUAUUAAUUACUGACAAAAGUUGUUUUCUGUCAUCUAUAAAAUGGCUCCUACCAAACAUCAUAUUGAUGUUGAGGCAAUGUCAUUGAUUUGUAUCUACAAUAUUUUUUACAAUUUUAUUUAUCAAAUAAGACCAAAUGGCUGGUAUAAGCAUAUCAUUAACAUGUAUUAUGGUUGAGGCAAGUACGCAUAUGCAGUUUUUUUAUCCAGUCUUGCUUAUCACAAAUGUUAUUAUAGUUUGUAGAGGUUAUCAUAGUGUUCCAUAUUAACUUAUUUUCAUUUAGUAUUCUAGUUAUAUGACAUGUAACUAUUUUUAAUCAGAUUUUUCAUUUGAUACCGAAUUAUUUAUUGAGCUUAUCAUGAAAGAGAGAACAGCACUAUUAUUUAUUUUAUGAGCACUUUUUGAUGAAUUCAAAAUUCAAUAAAAUACUUAUUAUUUAUCAUUGUAUAUAAGUUGACAGUUUAGUGCCUGAACUUUUUACAUUUUGGUGUGUUGUAAUAUUUUUGACACAGAAUGUAACUAUAUUUUUUUGUAUUGCAUCUUCAAGUCAUGUAGUUAAUCAAAGAGAAGAAUAAUUUGUAAAUCCUAUUAUUUUAUCUAGUGUUAUUGUUAUAAACUAUUAAUUAAUGAGACUGUCAGGUAUGGAGAUUAAAGAACUUUAUCUUUA